This is a messenger RNA of Marmota flaviventris (yellow-bellied marmot), 841 nucleotides long. The record is from RefSeq and is a predicted model, not a curated record. NCBI's taxonomy places the organism in Eukaryota, Metazoa, Chordata, Mammalia, Rodentia, Sciuridae.
GGCUGUGUCUUGGUGUUGAGCAGGAACUUCGUGCAGUAGCCUGCUUUGGGCUCUUGGGAAUCAUAGCACUGCAGACGAUCGCCUACAGCAUUCUGUGGGACUUGAAGUUUUUGAUGAGGAACCUGGCCCUGUGAGGAGGUUUGUUGCUGCUCUUAGCAGAGUCCCGUUCGGAAGGGAAGAGCAUGUUUGCAGGUGUCCCCACCAUGCGUGAGAGCUCUCCCAAGCAGUACAUGCAGCUUGGAGGCAGGGUCUUGCUGGUCCUGAUGUUCAUGACCCUCCUUCACUUUGAUGCCAGCUUCUUUUCUAUCAUCCAGAACAUCGUGGGCACAGCUCUGAUGAUCUUGGUGGCUGUUGGCUUUAAAACCAAGCUGGCGGCUUUGACUCUUGUUGUUUGGCUGUUUGCUAUCAAUGUGUAUUUCAACGCCUUCUGGACCAUUCCAGUCUAUAAGCCCAUGCAUGACUUCCUGAAGUACGACUUCUUCCAGACCAUGUCGGUGAUUGGAGGCUUGCUCCUGGUGGUGGCUCUGGGCCCUGGGGGUGUUUCCAUGGAUGAAAAGAAGAAAGAGUGGUAACAGGCAGAUCCCUACCCUACCUGGCCAAGACCUGUGCCCUUGUGGACUGGUUCAGGGUGGAGUCAACAAACUGCCAGCAGUUCCGUGUCCUCUUCCCUCCCCCCCCCUUGGUAAAGGCACCGAUGUUUGAGAACUUUACUUGCAGACACCUGAAAAUUGGGGGCAAAAUCUGCUCUGGAACCACAGGCUGGUAUCUGACCGCUGAGUGCUGCCCAGCUGCAUGGCCAGUCACCUGGCCAGCCCCUGACAUGAGCAGCUCAGUGGGUUGU